AUGGAGCUCAAAGUUUGGGUGGACGGAGUGGUGCGGGUGGUAUGCGGGCUAUCAGAAGAGACAUCCUGCCAGGAUGUAGUCAUCGCUUUGGCUCAGGCAAUAGGUCAGACAGGCCGCUACGUUCUGAUCCAACGUCUGCGGGAUACAGAGCGGCAACUGUUGGCCACAGAAAGACCUCUUGAGUCUCUGGCCAAGUUAGGCCAACACGGCAGUGAGGUCCAGUUCUUUUUACGUCGCACUGGCCCUAGCAGCAGCGAUAGGCCUGGCACAAAACAAGACAAAUUAAGCCCCCUCUCUCUUCCCAAAUUUACUGAGCCAGACCUUUUAAAACGGAGCCAUCCCAAGAAAUCUCUCACAUUCAAUCUUGGUCCAUCAACUUCUCCCAAAGUUAAGCAGUUUCAGAGGUCUCCUCGAGACUCCCCAGACCAGAGAGCUUCACCUUCCUCUUCGCCGAUCCCUGCAGCUCCUCAUGCUCUACCUCCCUCCUCACCAAUAGGUCCAUCAAAAGAGGACGUCUUUAGGGCAGUUCUUCAGCAACAAGAGCGACUAAGGGCCAUUGAAGAACAACUGGAAACCCUUGAAAGAGAGUCUAAUACUUGGGAGCGCCACUACCCAUCUCUGUGUCCUUCACCCAUCUCUGAUUCUCGCUUCCAAGAGGAGCUGGACACUCUGGAGCAAACAAUGCGGAUGAACCAGGCUGAACUCGCCCACGAACAGCACUGGGAGGAGGAGUUCCAAGCUGAGACUGAGCGGGAGCGAGGAAUGAGGAGGAAGCUUGGGGAGCUCCAUGCUAAGUUAGAUGAUUGCGGAAGGCAGCUUCAUGAGUUCGCAUCACGCUCCACUCAGCUAGAGCAAAACAUCCAGCAAGAAAGUCAGAUGGAAGCCAUAAACAAAGGGCCAGAGGAGACCCUUGAUGCUGUGAAAGCAGAGCUCCAGUUCCAGGAAAAGCACGGAACAGAGUUAAAGGAACAUCUCUCUGAGACUGAUAAAGCCCUGGGCAAGACAGAGUCCCUGCUACAGGCCAAACAGGAUGAGCUGGAGGAGUUGAACAAGGAGCUGCGGCAGUGUAACCUGCAGCAAUUUAUUCAACAAGCCGGCGUCCUUCCUGCACACAGCCACUCACGCACAGACCUCCAAGAGCAAUUGGAGCAGUUAGAACUGGCACAUCUUCUACAGGAAGGCUACAGAAAUGGCACAGAAUCACCGCCUCGACCUACUGCCAAACAGUUUCUGGGACAUCCACGCAACCUACAGAACCCCCUUGUGUCCAGCCUCAAUCCUGAGGUACUGACAUCCCGAGAGUCGUCAUGGCGAUAA
Molecule: messenger RNA, 1317 nt
Organism: Nerophis lumbriciformis (worm pipefish)
Lineage: Eukaryota; Metazoa; Chordata; Actinopteri; Syngnathiformes; Syngnathidae
Source: RefSeq, a predicted model, not a curated record